UGGAAGUCUGGACUCUGCAGAGUGACCAUCAAGUAUUGAUAAAAGAAAGUUUGAGAGAGACAGCCAAUAUGUGAAGGUCACAGCAGGGAUUUGCCUGGAGCCUUUUCCUGCAGAGAGCUGGCAGUGCUCGUGCUUCUGGUGUUCCCUGUCAGCAUCUCUGUGUGGGUGAGGAGCAAACAGAGCCAAAACUUUUGAUGAGGAGCGUUUGCAAAAGAACUCAAAGCUUCCCAUGGCCCUGUCUUGGGUGGGGAUUGGAGCUGGGCCUUGAGCUGGUGACAGAUUUAUGGGAUUUUUCCCAGUGCCUGGAUGGUGUUGGUAGUUUCCAGUGGAACAGGAUCCCACGAGGGUGAGUGGCUUUGGAGUUGUUGCCUGUGGAGCCACGUGAUGGGAUGAACUCACAGCUCUGGAGCAGGCAGGGCUGCAGAACCCAUCCCUCCAGAAGAGCAGCCUUUUCUCCAGGAAGUGCACACAGACACUGCAAGAGCUGAUUUUUCCUUUUCUUUCAACCAUCCACCCCUGGAUUUGCUUUGUUCCAACCCUCCAUGGAUCCUGCAGCUUUUGGGCAGCUCUGACACCACAAUUCCCAGGCUGAGGAGUUUGGUUUUCGUGGUGUCUCAGCAUUGUCAAGCAAACAACUCCAGCAUGUGCAACACUGUGGAGGAUCUAUCUGACUGUGCCUGAGCCUCCUGCUUUUCUUCUGGAGCUGCUGGAGGGGAAACUUGCUCCACAUCAGCACAGCCUGGUUUGGGGAGGGCUACAGCUCCUGCCCUGCUGUCAUCCCUGUUCCUGAGUGCUUUCCAUGACCCUUUGAUGAACAGUGACCUCUUGUCAGCCUUGAGAUCUGUGUUUGCCUCUUCUGAUGUCUCCAGCCUUGUCUUGAAGCAUUCACAGGAACUGAUGUGGUGUAACUGUGGGAUUUGUAGUUCCUGAAUCCUGCCUGGCUGAUCGAGGAGGAGGAGGAGGAGGAGGAGGAAGGGGGGAGCCUCCUGUCUGUGCCACUCUUCAGCUCCUCACCUUCCUCAGGCUUCAGCUUCAGCUCUGGACCCCCACUCUGCUGAAGGUGAGGAGGAGAAGCUCCCCCUGUGGCUGUGCCUUCGGCGUGGGAACACUUCUGAGGAAGCACAGAGGGUUAAACCCACAUCUCUGAACCAGCCCAGGGGCAGUCACAUGCACCAGGGAGAUUUUGCAAGUCCCUGCGUGCAGCUCAGGGUGAGGAGAGGGAGCCAGGGGCACAGGCCUGGGUAAUCCCUGCUCCAGGAGGCACAGGGGACACAGGGGCCUCAUCCAGCACAGGCUGGCACCUUCCUGCUUGGGGGUGGCACCGUGUGGCACCUGUGCACUGCAGAGUGGGACAGUGGCACCUAAAGGACAGGGAGGAGGAGGAGGAGGAGGAGGCUGAGCUGCACUCCCAGCACCAGGGCUAAAAAAUGCCUCGUGGCUCAUGGGAAGCAGGAUGGCCAGGAAGGCAGCAGUGGGAGUGAGGGUUUCACAGUCUGCUCCCCACUCAGCUGCUGUGGGGCUGCUUGGUGCUUCCCAGCAGGGAGAGACAGAAAUGCUGAAUUAGAGAGAGAAAUGCUGAAUUUCUGACCAGAAAACACAGAAUCCUUCAAGGAGACACACCUUCAGCAUGGCCCAGAAAAGCCAGACUGGUGGAAAUGAGAAAAAUAGAUCCUCCCUCCUGUACAGCAAGAGUGAUCUCAAAGAAGGAGCCCUGCAGUGGGUGCCAGAACCCCAUCAAGGCCAGGUGCUGCUGGUGCUCAGCAUGGACAACACCUGCCCCAGCUCCUCCUUUGACAUGGACCUUUGUGCUGACAAACUGCAGUCCCUUGGCAUCCAGGUGCCCAUUGAUCCAUGGAGGAGGCUGAUCCAGGAGGGUGUGCUGAGCCCCCAAGGGAGGCGGUACCUGUUCUACAGCUCCAGGGGCUGCCAGAUUGCCAUGGCCAUGGUAUUCUACAUCUCUCUCUGGACAAACCUUUACUCCACCCUCCAGCUGUGUUCCCUGGGCCACUCCUGGGGGGCUGGCGUGCUGGUGACACUGGUGGCCCUGGCUCUCACUGUCCUGGUGAUCCUGGUCAUUGAUGGGCACCAGAGGAAGCUAAACGUGAACACAGAUGUGAGGCUGGCAGCUGUCAAUGAAAUCUUUCUCAAACACAGCAUAAUCCUGGGGAUUACAGAUGUCCUGGACGGGCCACACAACAUCCUACAACUGUGCUUUGUGCACUUCAGCCCCCAGCACUGCCUCCAGGCCCUGGCAGCCCACAUCACUCACCUGCAGGGGACACAGGCAGGCUUGAGGCACAGGCUGAACAAGCUCUGUGUGGUCAUGGAUGUGGCAGCUCAGCCCGAGCUGGGGGUGGAGGAGGAGGCUCCAUGUGAAGAAUCCCCUCUUUUAUCCAGAGGGGUGACCCUGAAUAAGGAUCCUGUGACCUGCAGUGAGCUCCUGCACCUCAUCCCCGAGGGUCCACCCCAGGCCAUGGCCCAGCAGCUCCUGGUGAUCUUCAGCGCGUGCUACGUGCGGCUCCUGGUGACAGGCCGGCUGCCUCGGGCCAGCCCCGGGGGACACCUGGGCCACAGCAGCGUCCCCUGCCUCUGCCAGUUCAUCCAGAGCACCCUGCUCUGCUCCUGAGUCGGGAAUUGUCACCGGUGUCCUCUCUGAAAAAUCCCUGCGCCAGGAUUUCUUCUCCUGGUAAGCUGGAAAGCCUCGGGAAAGAAUUAAAACAAUAAUUACCUGA
Agelaius phoeniceus (red-winged blackbird) is the source of this 2732-nucleotide messenger RNA. It is a transcript of the gene TMEM268, whose product is annotated as transmembrane protein 268. NCBI's taxonomy places the organism in Eukaryota, Metazoa, Chordata, Aves, Passeriformes, Icteridae. The record is from RefSeq and is a predicted model, not a curated record.